CAGUGUUCAAGCUAGAACGCGGCCUUCGAUUACUCAACCGACUUCUCCCAGCGUUUGCAUCAUUUGUGGGGGGAGCUGGAAGAUGGCAGCGGAGGUUCUGGGAGCUGCCUGGAUCCUGCUCUGCGCUCUGUCACCGCUGGUCUUAGCAGAUAAUGAUUGCCUCUGGUAUGAAGACAGAAAUGGAGCCUGGCAUCCUGGAUUUAAUUGUUAUGUAUUCUCAUUCUGCUGUGGUAAUUGCCACGAGAGAUUUUGCUGCAUGAACCCCCUUCAGCAAAUCAGUGAGAGGGAGCAGAAAACAUGUUUACCACUAAGCCCAAAGACAAUGUUUGGUAUUGGAUUUGCUGUUGUUCUCUUUCUUGUGGUGAUUAUUACUCUGGUCUGCUGUUUUUUCUGCUCCUGCUGCUAUUUAUAUCAGCGUCGCCACCACAGAUCCACUCCACACACCCAAGAGAUACAUAUGUCUGGAAUCCCUCAAGCGCAGAAGCAGCCAAUUUAUCCAAAACAACCUUCAUGCCCUCCAUAUCCUGUGCAGCCAACAUAUCAAAUGGAUCCUAAUCUUGUCCCACCCCAAGCAGGAUAUGGACUUGUGCCAGUGUUCCAAGCAAAUGGGCUCAGUCCCCAGUAUCCAAUGUACCCUCCAGUUCAACAACCCUACAACCCAAAUGGUCCCCCUCCAUAUAUGCCUUACCCUAACCCAGUGCAGCCUGGAAUGUGAGAUCUUCAUGGUAUAAAAUCUAGGGAGACGGCAACACAUAAAGGAAUUUGUAGACUUCUUGACCUUUGAGUGGAAUAGCUGAUCAUUGUUGAUCAUCUGCUUGUAACAAAAAGACACUUUGAUACACAUUUAUACACACAUGUAAUGUUUGUGUCACUAUAAAGUAUGUUAUAUUACCAAGUGCUGUGGGAUCUGUUAUCAGCUUACUGACAGCACUGAUAAAACAUUAAACAAUGUUCAUAAGCAUGUUUGUAUCACUAAUAUAUUAUUAUAUAUAUUUAUAUUUAGAUAAUAUUAACUACACUGGAGUAUUAAAUGGACAGUCGUUAAAAAAGAAUGGAAAGUUUACUAUACAGAUACUAAACUAAAUAUAAAGUUAACUGGCCUGGGUGCACUAGUUUUUCAGUAGUAAGAAGACCUGUGAGUGCCUUGCUUUCAUUUUAUUGUGUAUGUGUGUAUAUAUAUUUUUUGACGUGUAAGUACAGUCAUACAUACUUGCCUUCAGCUAUGGAUUAAUUUCUUAAUGUAAUGUACAAAACAUAAUAGUUUUGUAGUCAAAUAUUUUCAUAGUUUUCAUUCUUGUAUGUGUGACUUGUUGAUUUCCCUGCGUCCAAAUGCUACCUAUAUCCACAUCCCAUGCCUCUUCUUUUCACCCCUUCACCAGUUAUGUUGUGAAUACGUUUAAGUAAUGGAAAAGUGGGACAAUAAAAAUGUUAAAAAAUGCUGCAAUAGAUUACUAUAUUUCCUAGUCUUAAAUGCACAUUAUAUGACAGAAUGGCAUGUCACCGGCAAGAGCAAGUAUCCUCAAACUAUGGAUCCGGCCCUCCAAGGUAAUUUACCUGGCCCCUGCUGCGUCCUCACCCCUGGCUACUACCUGUCUGCAAACACAGCAGGGAGCUGGAGGUCACAGCAGGGAGCUGGGGAGGAGGGACCCGGAGGACACAGUGGCGAGCAGGUAGCCAGAGGACGCAGUGGGGAGCAGGAAGCCGGAGCAUGCAGCAGGGAGCCAAAGGGCACAGUGGGGAGCGGUGCAGCAGGGAGCCAGAGGACACAGCGGUUACUUAAAGGGAGGCAUAGAAUAAAAAUUUUAUUUUAUUUAAUUUUCUUUCCUUUUGCUACAGCAAAGCCUAUGGGUUAAAUCUUCUAUUCUUCUGAUAAGAAAGUACUUAGGAAUGCUAUCUCAUUCUUUAUUUGAAUAAAUAUUUUUUCUUCUUUUUAA
This is a messenger RNA of Xenopus tropicalis (tropical clawed frog), 1934 nucleotides long. RefSeq names its product shisa family member 4 (gene shisa4). Bases 83 to 715 code for a protein of 210 amino acids. Lineage: Eukaryota; Metazoa; Chordata; Amphibia; Anura; Pipidae. The record is from RefSeq and is marked provisional. Gene Ontology annotation, cellular component: membrane. The transcript has 5 exons.